AUAUUAUUUCGGCAAUAGAGAACGCAUUUGUACCAGUGUGGCGGGAAUAUUGAUUUCCCCAUUGCGCACACUGUCAGUGACCGGCGCGCGCACCAACUGUCAAACUGACGUUACCUACUGCUGAAGUAAUCGCCAAUUUCAUGUGAAAAUAACAUCAAUUUUGACAAAUACGACAAAUUCCAUGAGCUUAUAAAUACUAAUACAGUGUUACUUUUGAAUCGUCGGAAUUCCAGCAUGUCUUGAAGUUCUAUACAGACUCCCUUGAGUUUGGAAGUUUGCCGCAGUCCUUGUAAUCUCAUGUCAUUGUCUUUUGUGUUGUUUACAAAAAUUCUUCGUUCAUAACAUGCGAUGAAAUUGUAUGAAACAUUGUAUUUUUGUGCUUAGUGCGGUGAAUAGUGAUACCAGGUAGAAACAUGAUUAAUAGGAGUACAUUCUAACUAAAAACAAUGAUAGAUAAACAUGUCGAGAUGCCUGCGGAUAUUUGGAGCCUACUCCUUCAGGUUGACAAGGAAACACUCGACAAUAUUUCUUGGAGUUUUCUUCAUACUCAGUGUUACUAUAAUCCUGCAGUUGUACGCAUACAGGCACCACGAGCACCCGCCCCCACCUCCCAGUGUCGGUGACUUUAACUAUAGUCCAGGCGGCUUCUUACGAGGUAAACAGCCCGGAAACAUAAGUUACUGUCUCUUUAACUAUGGCCUUCCUCGUAGUCUUAUAUGGAGUAAAAUCUCAGUACUUCCGUCCCCAGAAACUGGAAGUAGGAGUGAGUAUGGAGUCAUAUAUAAUGCCAUUCAAAGUAUCGUGUAUAUGAAUGUCAGCAAAGUUGACGCAGUGACGUAUGUUACUCAAGCGACGCCUGAAUUCUUGUACCAUAUCGUGGAAAUAGCGAAGUUUUGGGAUGGUCCCAUUAGCCUCGCCGUGUUCGUACCUAACUAUGACUUAGAUAUUACUAUGCAGAUAUUGAACCAUCUAUGCCACUGCUAUCCGAAAAUGGCAAAAGUUUCGGUUCAUUUAUUUUUCCCAAAACGAAUACUACCAAGGUUGAGAACGUUGCAAGAAAUACAGAUGGCUUUAACCACUAUACCAUCGCCGACAUUUGAAUCAUCUAAUUUGAAUACUUCAGACCUGUUGAAACAGAAAUUGCAUAAUUAUCGCAACUUGAAUAACAAAAAUAGAGCACAAUACAUUCAGAGAGCGAGGAGAAAGAAAAUUGAACGCAUGAUGAUGAGGAUUCCAGGAAAAGAACUCCUACCGCCUCACAUACAAUUCGAGGACUGUUCAGGUGCAGGCGCAGAAAAAGUUCGAACAUACAGAAAAAAUACAUUAAUGACGUAUCCAAUUAAUGUCGGCAGAAAUGUUGCGAGAAAUGCAUCAAUGACCAAUUAUUUCUUAGUGUCAGAUAUAGAAAUGGUGCCAAGUAAUGGUUUGGCGCCGAAAUUCUUGAAAAUGGUUAGAAAGUUGAUGGGUAAUCAAAAGAGAGAUUCUGGUUGUGUGUUUUUGAAGACAGUAUUUGUGGUGCCGCUGUUCGAAGUGGAGAGAGGAGAGUUGAUACCUCGCAACAAAAAAACGCUGAUUCAACUGAUAACUGCGAACCGCGCUUCGUACUUCCACCAGCAUGUGUGCCCACACUGCCAGCGGUUUCCAGGGCUACAGACCUGGUUGCUAAGACCUGCACGUGAAGUUCUGGAGCCAAUGCUAAUAGCAAAGAGGGAGUAUCCAUACCAUAGAUGGGAGCCUCUUUACUUUGGUACUAAUAAAGAGCCUUGGUACAGCGAGUCUCUGUGUUGGGAAGGUUUUCAGGACAAAAUGACGCAGAUGUUGGAGAUGUGUCUACAACAAUACCGGCUGGUGAUUCUAGAUGGGGGAUUUCUUUCUCACGCAGCAGUGCCAAGAUCGAAGAAACAUCGCAAAAGAGAUGAAGUUACGAACACGGUAAAGUACGUGAAGAUUAUCAACUAUUUAAAAAAGAAGUACGACGAUAGGCAAGGAUAUAUGAUUGGUUUUGAUUGA
This is a messenger RNA of Spodoptera littoralis (African cotton leafworm), 2010 nucleotides long. Lineage: Eukaryota; Metazoa; Arthropoda; Insecta; Lepidoptera; Noctuidae. The record is from the annotation of a GenBank genome assembly.